UAUGAGAAGUGUGACGGUGUGUGUUAAGCUGAGAAAUAUUUUAGGUAGUAUUUGUGAAAUUAAUUAAAAUUGCUGUACAUAAAUUUCUAUUAUUGAUGAAAGUAUACAAUUAUCAGUUGAUCUACAGAAAGGGUAAUGAUAUAUUGAGAAGUUAGAGUGAUUAUGAUGCAAAACAUACUGUGUUUUCGCUGAAGUGGGCUGACGUCGGUAUUUUGGCUUAUUUAAUUCAUCAUGGCAGAUGAUUAUGAACCUGACGAUCCUGUUGGAGAAGAUUAUGAAGAAGGUGGAGAGGAAGAUGAAGUAUUAGAUGAACUUGAGCAAAAUGAGGAUGAAAAUAUUGACAUCUUACCAGCUACAGAUCAACAACCACAGAUGAACCAAAAACGUAUUACAAUUCCAUAUAUGACAAAAUAUGAGAGGGCGAGGGUAUUGGGCACGAGAGCACUACAGAUAGCAAUGCAUGCACCUGUUAUGGUAGAGCUUGAAGGUGAAACAGAUCCUCUUCAGUUGGCAAUGAAAGAACUCAAAGUUCGAAAAAUUCCCAUUAUCAUUCGAAGAUAUUUGCCCGAUGGUAGCUAUGAAGACUGGGGUGUUGAUGAAUUAAUGAUUACAGAAUAGCUGUAUGCAAAAUCUGUAAUAAAUGUAAUUAAUCUGUAAUUAAUAUUUUGUGGCUGUCUGCAGUGCUUUUUAUUAGCAACAGAAUAUGCUGCACUACAUUGUGAAUUCUAAUUUUUGUAUUAUCUUUUUCUUUUAUCUUUUUGAUUAAAAUUUUUUCUUUCAUUGUA
This is a messenger RNA of Stegodyphus dumicola, 785 nucleotides long. It is a transcript of the gene Polr2F, whose product is annotated as RNA polymerase II subunit RpII18. The record is from RefSeq and is a predicted model, not a curated record. Gene Ontology annotation, molecular function: DNA binding. Gene Ontology annotation, cellular component: RNA polymerase III complex; nucleus; RNA polymerase II, core complex. Gene Ontology annotation, biological process: tRNA transcription by RNA polymerase III; transcription by RNA polymerase I; transcription by RNA polymerase II. Lineage: Eukaryota; Metazoa; Arthropoda; Arachnida; Araneae; Eresidae.